Molecule: messenger RNA, 368 nt
Organism: Serpula lacrymans var. lacrymans S7.9
Lineage: Eukaryota; Fungi; Basidiomycota; Agaricomycetes; Boletales; Serpulaceae
Exons: 1
Coding region: 142-330 (62 amino acids)
Source: RefSeq, a predicted model, not a curated record
GGAGUCUCCAUCUUCGUUCAAGUUCAUUUCUUACUUCAGCUCGUUAUCUUUUGGCUGUUAGGACACAUUAUCUUUCUUCGUUGUAUAGAACUUAACCCCAAAUUUGGCGUCGCUCCUUCAACUUUAUCAAGAACCUAAUGCAUGUCUCUAUCUUGGUUGAAACGCAAAGCUCGGCUGGGAUCCCUCUUAAGCAGCUCUGGAGAUGAAGACGAAGAAGGGCUCGCGUUGGACAGAAUUCUACAUGGACAAAGUGUUAUUGGAAAGACAUGUAUGAUACUUUUAGCACCUUCUUCCCCUUCGAUCAUGUUGAUCCGCUUGGUGUCUAGCUAAGACUACUGAGAUUGAAUCUCUGCGUUUCACGAACAAGG